AUGUCUUCAUCAUCUACCCGCGCAACUUACGGCGGAAGCAACGCUCAGCAAACCGGCGUCAAUUCUGAAAAGGCCCAGAUUUCGCCCCAGGUCCCAGUCCAUUUGACCUAUGAUAUGGACCGAUUUGCUCAAAAAAGCGGAAAGAAAUCUAGCAGUGGUCAUCUACGGCCGCCGCUCGAAUUCCGCAGUGCCCCAACCCAGGCCGAGUCAGAAGCUCGGAUGCAAGCGCAGCUACACGAGUUCGAUGACAAGUUUUAUAAGAGCAACGGUUCGAGCGACAAAUGCACUCCUAGUGCAAAGAAAUGA
Molecule: messenger RNA, 306 nt
Organism: Trichoderma gamsii
Lineage: Eukaryota; Fungi; Ascomycota; Sordariomycetes; Hypocreales; Hypocreaceae
Exons: 2
Coding region: 1-306 (101 amino acids)
Source: RefSeq, a predicted model, not a curated record